UCAAAUCAUGAAAUUACUAAUUCAAAGAACGAAAAUGAUAUCACAACCUUUAAUAAUAUAUAAUUCAUCCUCGCCUUAGCAUGCUCUCUUCUUCCUCGUGGCACCCUCCCUUUCUGUGCUUUUAUUCUGCCAAGGGUUCCAUCAGGCCUUCUUUCUUAAGCUUUGGGUUUUCAAGAUGAAUCAUUGCAAUCUUCAGCAGAACGCCACCGUUUCGGCUUACGAAGAGUUGAGAGGGUUUAUCUCAAUCACUGAUCAUCAAAAGGGCGGUGCCGUUGUUUGCACCAAGCCUCGGCGAAUUGAGGUCCUCGCCAAUAACCCUACCAAGCCAUUGAGAUUGCAUAUGAGUCAUCAAGCCGAGGUAAGCGAUUCGAAAGCUGGUGCAGACCUUCUUGAUAUCAUCCUCAAUAAGGAGGAUUUAGGGACAGAAGAAGAACAAUCUAUAGCAUCAUCACCUCCGUUUUUUUGUGGGUCGCCUCCAAGUAGGGCUGCGAAUCCACUUGUGCAAGAUGCUCGGUUCGGAGAUGAAAGGCUUGCACAAGCCCUUUCGACUUUGCAGAUUCCAUCUCCAUCUUCGCCGUCAUCAUUGGCACGUAAAGGAGGGUGUGUUAGGAUGAAAUUUGGCCUUAAACCGGCCGCGGUUAGAGUGGAAGGAUUUGAUUGUCUUAACAGGGAUCGCCAAAAUUCCAUCCCUGCUACGGCUUAGAACUUAAAUUAAGAAUCCAAGUGUACAUAGAAGGAAGUUAAGUGCCAGCACCAUUUCAGAAAAAAGAAAAAGAGAGCCAGGAUUAAGAAGGAAGUUUUGGAUAUAUUUUGGGGGGAAGAAAGAGAGAAUUUCUGUUUAGUAAUGUAUAUAUGGAUAUGUUUUUGGGGUCUAACAGCAUGGGAUCAUGCAGGGAUCCAGCAAUGCUUGUUUUGUAAUAUAAAUAUAUGUAAGAUUUGGGUCAAUAUGGAUUGAUAUAUUUGUUUUGGGGAGAUCACCAUGGGAGAAAUCUGUAUAGAUCCUGCGGCUGGUGAUUUGAUUUUUUUUUUGCAUAGUUUAAAUUGCUCUGUAAAUUACCUAUGGUUUAAUGAUAUAUUUCUUGAUUAUCAUUGAUUUUUAAGCAA
Gossypium raimondii (Peruvian cotton) is the source of this 1104-nucleotide messenger RNA. RefSeq lists its product as uncharacterized. The transcript has 4 exons. NCBI's taxonomy places the organism in Eukaryota, Viridiplantae, Streptophyta, Magnoliopsida, Malvales, Malvaceae. The coding region runs from base 176 to 703 and encodes 175 amino acids. The record is from RefSeq and is a predicted model, not a curated record.